GGCGAUGCGCGCGCGUGGCUGGACCAGGCUCCCCCGGAAGAUAUUUUAGCCCGUCUCCCACUCUUCCUGCGCUGGAGACCGCCAGUUACCAUGGUUGUUCUUCUCUGGGCUGUAGUUUGGUCAAUUACUACCAGCGAAUGUCUUCCUGGAGGAAACCUAUUUGGAAUUAUAAUCCUAUUCUAUUGUGCCAUCAUUGGAGGUAAACUUUUGGGGCUCAUUAAGUUACCUACAUUACCUCCACUGCCUCCUCUUCUAGGCAUGCUUCUUGCUGGGUUUCUUGUCAGAAAUAUCCCUGUCAUCAGUGAUAAUGUACAGAUCAAGCAUAAGUGGUCUUCCUCUUUGAGAAGCAUAGCCCUGUCUAUCAUAUUGGUUCGUGCUGGCCUUGGGCUUGAUUCAAAGGCCCUGAAGAAGUUGAAGGGUGUUUGUAUAAGACUGUCCAUGGGUCCUUGUCUUGUGGAGGCAUGCACAUCUGCACUUCUGGCCCACUUUCUAAUGGGCUUACCAUGGCAAUGGGGAUUUAUCCUGGGUUUUGUUUUAGGUGCUGUAUCUCCAGCUGUCGUAGUGCCUUCAAUGCUCCUUUUGCAGGAAGGAGGCUAUGGAGUUGAAAAAGGUGUCCCAACCUUGCUUAUGGCUGCUGGCAGCUUCGAUGAUAUUCUGGCUAUCACUGGCUUCAACACAUGCUUGGGCAUGGCCUUUUCCACAGGCUCCACAAUUUUUAAUGUUCUCAGAGGAAUUUUAGAGGUGGUAAUUGGUAUGGCAACUGGAUCUCUUCUUGGAUUUUUUAUUCAGUACUUUCCAAGCAGUGACCAGGACAAACUUGUGUGGAAGAGAGCAUUCAUUGUUUUGGGGCUGUCCAUACUAGCUGUGUUCAGCAGCGUAUAUUUUGGUUUCCCUGGGUCAGGAGGAUUGUGCACACUGGUCAUGUCCUUCCUUGCAGGUUUGAGAUGGGCCGGCGAAAAGGCAGAUGUUGAAAAAAUUAUUGCAGUUGCCUGGUACAUCUUUCAGCCCCUUCUGUUUGGACUGAUUGGAGCAGAAGUAUCUAUUGCAUCCCUCAGACCAGAAACUGUAGGCCUUUGUAUUGCCAUCCUCGGCACUGCAGUAUUGAUACGAGUUUUGACUACAUUUCUGAUGGUGUGUUUUGCUGGUUUUAACAUAAAGGAAAAGAUAUUUAUUUCUUUUGCAUGGCUUCCGAAGGCCACAGUCCAGGCUGCCAUAGGAUCUGUGGCUUUGGACACAGCAAGAUCACAUGGAGAGAAACAAUUGGAAGAAUAUGGAAUGGAUGUGUUGACAGUGGCAUUUUUGUCCAUCCUCAUCACAGCCCCAAUUGGCAGUCUGCUCAUUGGUUUGCUGGGCCCCAGGCUUCUCCAGAAAGCUGAACAUCAAAAUAAAAAUGAAGUUCAGGAAGAGACUUCUGUACAAGUUUAGAGGUGAAGAGAGAGAAUGCUGAAUAUAAUGAUUAGAAAGCUGCUACCAGAAGCUAAUUUUAUCAACUACCAGAGGCUACUUUAUCUAGAUGGAUAUUGAGAUAUGUAAUGUUUAAACCUUAAAUGUAAUAGAAACAAAAGUGUGGCUAUUUCUUUAAAGAGCAUUUUCAGCCAUUAUCCUUUCCAUUUGUAUGGUAAUAUUCUACAACUCCAACCUGAUUUCUCGACCUUUUUUUUUUUUUAAAUAAGUCUUCAUCAUAUAUCUUAAUUUGUUUAGGGACAUAUACACUAAAAUAUACUACCACAAUUUAAGAUUAACAUGGAAAACAUCAAGUGCAGUAUCCUAUUCUAUUAGCCAACAGCUUGUUCUAACUUACUGUAACUGUCAUAAUUUCAUGAUUCAUAGUCACCUAACCUUUCAUGCCUUGACAUAUUUUUGGCUCCUCUUUUCUUUUUUAUUUUUAAAUACCAUAAUGCAAUCCCCCAUUAAUUUCUACCCCCACUUUAUGCAAUUCCCCAUCAGUUUUACCCUCACUUUCUGUGCCAAUCUGCCUCUACUCCAUUUCUACCUCUCUUGCUACCAUUCUGUGUAGUAUUGUAACUGAUUGGUCCCACCAAAAUUUCAAGUAUGCAGAAUAUCUUCAUUGGCUCUUCCUCUUGCUGCUAUGCACCUAGACAGACCUUAUCCUGUCUCCUAGGUGGCAACACAGAGUCUCCCAUUUUAGUGGCCCAUCUGAGUUUGCCUUAAGGAGUGCCCUGAUUCAGCCCUUUCUUAUUAAAGGAAUAGAUUGUGUUAAAUGAAUAGAUUACAAAUAUUCUGAUCCUACCAAGCUGAUCUGCAUAAAGCCUAUCCAUUCCUCUCUUGUCCUCAGACUACUGCUCCAGACCCUUUCUCCAUGACUUUCACCUCUGUUCAAAACCAACUUAAUUUUUAUUAAGCUAACAUAAUAUGAAGCCAUAAUAGCUUCAAUUUUUAUAUCGGCCUGACUUUGGUUACUUUAUGGUACUGUGUUUCCUUCUAGUUUUUGCUCUUUAUUUGGAUUGGAUUAAUUUAUGCCGAAGUUCAGAUAAAUAUUUCAAACUGAACUUCAUUGGUUAGAUGCACCUUGGUGGUAGCAACAUAAACUUAAUGCUCAUCUGUUCCUCUACUUCUGCAGGCUCUGAAACUGGAUUCCUUCAAUAAAUACUUAGUGGAAGCCUUUGAUGACCUAGGCACGUCAUCAAAACUAUUAUUGCUCCUGUCCUUAAGGAUCUGACAGUCUAGUAGAGGAGACAAAUAAGAGAUUUCAAAGCAAUAUGAUAUGUGCUAUGAUGCAGAAAAUCCAGGAGUGCUGAGGGGCUCAUAACAGGAGCACCCACACAAUCCAGGGGUGGUACAGUUCAGGCACAGCUCCCAGACAAAGGAAGGCCUGGGCUAGGAUAUGGGGGAUGCUUAGAACAUAGACAGCAAAAGGCAUGUGAGGCAAAACGGUGCUGUAGUUAGUGCUAGGUCCCAUGUUCUCCAGUAGUUUUUCUCCAGUAACAGCUUUGAAUGCUUGUUAACGUAUACAAAAUACAAUUAGUAUAAGUAAAUGAGAAUGUUGUUAUAAAUAUUCAAGGCUCCAAAGAAGAAUUGGAAGUGGAAAUUCACAGUACAGAAAUGGUGCAAGAAGCCAUUUGGCCACCAGCAAUAGCUUAUACCAUUUUGGAGGGCAUAAAACAGGUUCUGUCCUCCCUCUCCUUGGUGGGCAGCCACUAUCUAAGUGCCUAUAACUGUCCAGUAUGGGCCUAUGCAGGGUUUGUAACUGAAGUCUCAGGCUUAUCACCACAUCAUGAGUCACAGCUAUUGACUUGGUUGAACUCAGAGUUAACUAGAUACAGAGUGUUGACUCAGGCCAACCAAACUUACACCACCCCAACACAGAUAGAAACAAUUACCCUGACCUCUGAGUUCCUGAAAACAGGAUGUAAGUACCCCAUACAUACUUCUGUCAAAGCAUUUAUAAUCUUUUUUCAGUUUGUUUACAUGCUUGUUUCCUAUUACAUGAGCUCCUUAGGGGUGGGAGCUUUGUCUUGGUCAUCUUUGGAUCCAAAGUACUUUGCACAGGGCAUGAAACACGGUAGGCAUUUAAUAAACUUUCAUCGACUGAAUCACUGAGGAGAUCCUAUUCCAAUAUAGAAAACUACCUGCCAGGGGUGCCUGGGUGGCUCAGUUGAGCUUUCAACUCUUGAAUUCAGCUCCAGUCAUGAUCCCAGGGUUGUGGGAUCGAGCCCCCACCAGGCUUCAUGCUGAGUGCUGAGCGUGGAGCCUGUUUAAGAUUCUCUCUCUCUCUCUCUCUCUCUCUCUCUCUCUCUCUCUCUCUCUCCCUUUCCCUUUCUACUCUCCAUCAUGCUCUCUCCCUCUCUAAAAAAAAAAAAAGAGAGAGAGAAAGGAAAACUACCUGCCACAUAACAGUUCCGAUCUUAGUCUUCUUGAUCUAUUUUAUUCUGCUUGGGCGGCUAUAACAAAGUACCAUAGACUGAGUGACUUAAACAACAGACAUUUAUUUUCUCAUAGUUCUGAAGGAUGGAAUUCCAACAUGAGGGUGCUAUCAUGAUCAGGUUCUGCCUAGGGCUCUCUUCCUACCUCAUUUAUGGCCUCCUUUUUGCUGUGUCAUCAUGUGAUAGGGAAAGAGAUGAGAAUGGGUUGGGGGAGGGGGAGUAUGUAAGAUCUCUGGUGUCUUUUCUUUCCUCAUGACCUCAUUUAAAUGUAAUUACCUCCAAAAGCCCAUCUCCACAUAGCAUCACAUUGGGGGUUAAGCCUUCAACAUAUGAAUCUGGGCAGAAAACAGUCCACAGCAAAGGUGUCAUACUUCCAAGGCACUGCUAAGAAAUCACUAUAAGUUCUUGUUCUAUGAUGUCUUUUUCUUUUCCUAAGGUUGGUGCCAUCCAUCUCUCCUCUGAGAGGUAUUGUUUUUUAAGAGAGGCUUAUUACAUUUCAGGUCAAAGUAAUUUUCACAUUCCAAUAUUUUCUCUCUGAUAUUAACUCCAGAUAACCUUGAUUGAACUUGGAUGUCCUCAAAGUUUCCUCAACCAUACAUCUGCAAAUGAUCUCAUCCUUUACACUCUUUAAAAAUAUUAUUUUUUUCUGAUUAUAAAAUAAGACCUUUUCAUUACAGAAAAUUUAGAACACAGAAAAGCACAAGGAACAAAACCGAAACUACUCUUAACAUAAACAUCCAUUUUAUUUUGAUUCUUUUACAUUUUACUCUUGCACUUCUAGGAGAUGUCUUAUUUUCAGAAAGAUACAUCAUCCACUGAAUUCGUUGGGUGAAAAGGAACAAACACUUUAUAUUUGACUUCUGUGAAGAUAUAGAGAUUGAAGAACUUUUGUUGUAUAUGAUGAAUACUGAGACUUCCAAAUAAGCAUGUGUUCACCUGGUAAUAUUAACAUAUUCAUUUUGCAAUGAAUAAAACAGACAAAUCCUUGGAGAUUAUGGAGAUAACCUUGAUGGAGAUUAUGUUUUAAAAUCCUUACAUACACUCACUCAAAAUACACUUAUAAUAUGCUUGCUAUGUGCCAGGCAUUAUGCUCAAUGCCAAGAGAUACAAUGACCAAGAUGUGCAAGAGCCCUGUUUAACGGAACUCAAAUUCUACUGGGAAAUUGACACUGUGGAAAAUACAAAUACGAAUAACACAUACUUGCCUUCAAGAAUCUUACAAGGAAAUAAGAUAUGUACAAAUAGCUGUAAUACAAAUGAAUGAUUCAAUAGUGUUCUCAGUGGGGAAAAUUAAAGGAGGAUAAACG
Molecule: messenger RNA, 5191 nt
Organism: Leopardus geoffroyi (Geoffroy's cat)
Lineage: Eukaryota; Metazoa; Chordata; Mammalia; Carnivora; Felidae
Gene: SLC9B2
Product: solute carrier family 9 member B2
Exons: 10
Coding region: 91-1425 (444 amino acids)
Biological process (GO): proton transmembrane transport
Cellular component (GO): membrane
Molecular function (GO): antiporter activity
Source: RefSeq, a predicted model, not a curated record